Molecule: messenger RNA, 1858 nt
Organism: Megalopta genalis
Lineage: Eukaryota; Metazoa; Arthropoda; Insecta; Hymenoptera; Halictidae
Product: syntenin-1
Cellular component (GO): cytoplasm; plasma membrane
Molecular function (GO): protein binding
Source: RefSeq, a predicted model, not a curated record
GCCAAUCGGUUCGUCGUUCGAAGGGAAAUGUCGUUGAUAGCGUUCUACUUCCCGGAUCGGUUUACUCAUUGUUCGAAGCUUAUCAGCGGUGGGUUUCCAGGGAUCUCGUCAACGUCCAAGUUCUGCAACUUGUUUUCCCUUACACGAGACGGCGGGAUCUUGAUCGAAACUCUUUCACCUAGGGAAACAGCUGUGGUAGUUUAGUCGUUGCGUGCGAAAGGUAUAAUUCUGAAUUUUAUUCGUAGAAUAAGUGUACAAAAUGUCUCUGUAUCCUACACUCGAGGACAUGAAGGUGGACCAAAUGAUAAAGGUUCAACAGCAGAUAGAGUCACAGUACAAUGUUCCAUCGGUGCCACAAAUACAGAAUGUCCCAUCUGCACCACCGUACAGUUCAUCCAUGGUAUUGUAUCCUUCGUUGGGAGAAUACAUGGGAUUGGAACUGAUCAGGGAAGCGUUAGAUGAGAACAUACCUGAAUAUGCUCUUGCAACUAAUAAUGUAAGUAUGACGGUCAGUGUACCUGAGACAUCCGGGGCCCUUGCCGGUAUGGUUGCACCAUUAUCUGGCCAGUCGGUAGGAUUACAGAGGGCAAAUGUUACGCAUGGCAUACGGGAGUUAAUACUAUGCAAAGAUAAAGAUGGUAAAGUUGGUCUGAGGGUGCACGCUGUGAACAACGGUAUUUUCGUGUGUCUCGUAAAUCAAAAUUCUCCUGCUGCACUCGCCGGUUUGCGAUUUGGCGAUCAAAUUUUAAGUAUUAACGAUGUCUCCGUCGCUGGAUACACAAUGGAACGAGCCCACAAAAUGUUGCGCGAAGCCGAUGUUAACGGCAUCAGAAUAGUACUACGCGAUAGACCAUUCGAACGGACACUAACUAUGCACAAAGAUAGUUCAGGUAAUAUCGGAUUUCAAUUUAAAAAUGGACGAAUAAUCGCCCUGGUUAAAAACUCUUCUGCUGCGCAAAAUGGCCUCUUAACGGACCAACAAAUCCUAGAAGUUAACGGAAAGAACGUUGUUGGUUUGAAAGACAAGGACAUCACGGCAGAGAUUAAAAAUGGCGGAAACGUUAUUACGAUAACGAUUAUACCAUCUUAUAUCUACGAUCAUAUGAUUAAAAAAAUGAACCCCAGCUUACUGAAAACGUUUAUGGACCAUUCCGUACCGGACGAUCAAGGUAGAUUGUGUACGUUCUUCUAAAGAGUUAAUACUUAAAGUAUCCUCGUCUUUGGUCGAUUUCUAUUUUGAAAUUCAGAUUUAGAUUUGAUGUAUCAGUCUCGAUAGGACAAGCACUACGUGUACAGUAGUCAUACACCUGACACUGUUGUGACUACAAACGAUUUAAAAAAAGAAAAAAUUGCCAAUGAAAUUAUUCGAAGUCUCGCACUCUAUCUUACAUUUCUACGCAUUUAUUUCUUGAUAUGCACAAACUUUAAUUACGCAAAAGAACAAUUAUUUAUUGACGCAACGUUAAGUAUUUACAUUCUACGAAUAACUUCGCCAAUAUAUUGUUAUCUAUAUACAAAAUAGAUUUACAAUUAUUUAUAAAAAUCUUGUAGCUUUAAUUGAUCACGUGUUAGAGGCAAGUUUACAAUGUAUAAUUAAAUUUAAAAUCAUGUGCCCAAAUAAUAUAAGUUAUACCACUUAAAAGUUUCUAUAACGUUAAUGGUUCUCUAUACGAUUUUAUUUUGUAAAUAAUUAUGUAGCUCGUUUAUCAAUGUUAUCACGAUUUUUACUUUACGAUACUCAAAUGAACGUUCUAGAUGAUAUAUCUUUUUCCUCGUUAAUGUGCUGUGCCAACAAUUAACGAUUGUAAGUUAUAUGGUUAGGUGGUUAAGGUGGAAAUAAAAUGUUGUACGCAAAUAA